AAUACUCGUAUUUGAUUUAAAAAUCUGCUCGAGUUCACCUCGCUUGCACUAAAGAGCAAAGAAACGAAUUGAAACUGUGUUUAAUAUAUAAUUUACAUAUACAUUCAAUAUAAUAGCAUUUAAGUAACUUCAAGUGGAUAUAAGUGUAAAACUGUAUAAUCCAAAUAAACUAUAUCCAUAUAUUAUAUAUCAGAGAAGAAGAAUUUGGAUAAUUCUCAAAACGUGAUUCAUAUCUGAAAUACAUAACAAAAUAUUGGGAAUAUGAUGUUCUUCUUAUGUAUCUUCAUGUUGACAGCAUUGAUGUCAAAUACCGUAGCACAGUAUAACUAUGAAAAGCCAUUAAAAGACGGAGGCUACAUUUAUUCAGCACCAGAAUUGCCUUUCAACGAUGCGCCACCGUUUAAAUCUUUUUCAGCUUCUCAGGCAUCUACAUCUGCACCAAAACUGGUGGACAAAACUCCAGCUCAGGGAUAUAUAUAUUUAAAACCAAAUGUGUCAUUCACUUUGCCCACACAAAUCCAAAGCAGUACACCAUCGAAACCACCAUCAAUAAAAGAGGCUCCUACUUCAGUUUCAUCGAAAUUACUAAAACCAAAUGGUUAUUCUUACCCAAAACCUUCAUCAUUGGGACUAAAAGAAACAGUAACAAAACCACAUAUCUCUCUUCCGAAGCCCUCGGGAUAUACAUACACAAGUCCUCUUAUACCAUUUAUAAUUCCGACAAUAGAGGAGUUACAUUCCACGACAGUACCCACCCCGCAAUCAACAAAAAGUUAUUCAUAUACCACUCCUAAGCCUUCGACGGAUUCUACUUUGGCUUCAAGCAUUUCACCAAUAUCACCAACAACCGGAUACACAUACACGCGUCCUGCUGUUCCAUUUACAAUUCCACCAAGAGUUGCAACACAACUACCGAAAUUGAAAGGAUAUUCCUAUCCAGUACCCAAAGUGCCACUAAUACUGUCAAACAUACCCCCGAAGUCCAAAGACAAUCUUACCACUAAAAAAGGAAUUGUCCUUAAAACUCAACCCAAGGUAUUCACUGAGGUAUCUACUGAUCGUACGGUUAGUAAAAUAUUACCGACACCAUCAACUGGCUACUCGUAUUCCGCGCCGGCAGUGCCAUUUACAAUUCCACCAAAAAAUACGCCUACUAGACCAUCUAAUGUGCAAAUAACUCAACCCCCCAGCUACUUCUCUAAGCCAAUUACACUUCCUGAAACAUACACGGCAGUACCUCUGAAACAAGUUAAUGGAUACACAUACACGCGUCCUGCUGUUCCAUUUACAAUUCCACCAAGAGUUGCAAAAGAUAAACCAACACAACUUCCGAAAUUGAAAGGAUAUUCCUAUCCUGUACCCAAAAUGCCAUUAAUACUGUCAAACAUACCCCCGAAGUCCAAAGACAAUCUUAACACUAAACAAGGAAUUGUUCUUAAAAAUCAAACCAAGGUAUUCACUGAAUUAUCUACUGAUCGUACGGUUAGUAAAAUAUCACCGACACCAUCAACUGGCUACUCGUAUUCACCGACGGCUGUGCCUUUUACAAUUCCACUACAAAAUACGCCUACUAUACCAUCUAAUGUGCAAAUAACUCAACCCCCCAGUUCCUUCUCUAAGCCAAUUACACUUCCUGAAACUAACACGGCAGUACCUCUGAAACAAGUUAAUGGAUAUGUUUACUCUCGACCUGAUAUACCUUUCAAGACUCCAAAAACCACAGUAAUCACCAUUUCAUCUUCCUCGGUUAUACAACCUGCAGCACCGACAAAAUCACUGCCAAAGUCCAAUGGAUACUCUUAUACACCACCAAAUGUUACUUUUACUAUUCCUUCAAGUACUCCAGCUGCUAAUCAUUUACCAAAAAAGACAUUAGGAUAUUCGUACACUCCACCUAAAGUUACAUUCCAAACACCACAAAAAGUUAAUUCAAAUUAUCUCGGAUCCCCAGAGAAGGGGUACUUGUACCCUAAACCGGGCAUACCUUUUGCAUUCUGAACGCCUUCAUUGAUUUAGCUUUUUUGCAUUUUCUCUAUCGUUUACAUAUAUGUAAAUAUAGCAUGUACAGAAAAUAAAAUGAUCAGACAGUUAAAAUAAAAUACUUCUUGUAUUAAAAGUAAAACUAAAAGUUACAAUUUAAUGCUAUUGUGAAAUAUAUUUUAGACAAGACCUGAUGGUCUUUUAACAACUGUUUAUACAUACAUACAUAAACGAAAACUGGCAAAAAGUUUCACAAUUUUCAAUGCUCAGCAGAUACUUAUCUGUUAAUAGCUCCUAAAAUUGUAACCAGUAUUUUGAAGAAAUCUCAUCUUAACUUGUUUAUUUAAGAAAGUAUAUACAAUGCGUAUGUAAUAUACAUAUACAUAUAUUUGAAAUGUAGCUUUAACUUCAAUGGGGCAUUGGCGACGUUUAUGAAGUUACUUGUGAGACUAACUUUUAGUCGUUAUUUGGAUGAGAGGUAAGGCGUGGGCGUGGUAUCUCCAUUUUUCAAAUUUAUUUUAUUAAAGACAAGAAAAGAAAUGGUUUAGAUUUACAAUUUGGUCAAAUUCAAAUUGUUUACUUACAUAUGUAAUUUUAAAUUAAUAAUAAACUGUUGUUGAUUUUGUAA
This is a messenger RNA of Zeugodacus cucurbitae (melon fly), 2608 nucleotides long. RefSeq names its product mucin-2. The record is from RefSeq and is a predicted model, not a curated record. The coding region runs from base 262 to 1998 and encodes 578 amino acids. NCBI's taxonomy places the organism in Eukaryota, Metazoa, Arthropoda, Insecta, Diptera, Tephritidae. The transcript has 2 exons.